Theobroma umbraticum is the source of this 2367-nucleotide messenger RNA. Its product is annotated as Carbohydrate-binding-like fold. The record is from RefSeq and is a predicted model, not a curated record. Gene Ontology annotation, cellular component: membrane. Lineage: Eukaryota; Viridiplantae; Streptophyta; Magnoliopsida; Malvales; Malvaceae. Gene Ontology annotation, molecular function: starch binding.
CUCAACUCCAUGGCGAUACGUGUCGAAUGCCACGUGGCAUCGGAUCCGAUCCCCUUUAUCCUGAUCACGGCCCACGCAUUAACAUUAGAGAACUCACCUAAUGUUCCAGAAUGACCACCAGAAGCGGAUUGCUAGUACUAUUUAGGAAACACAGCAGACAAAACAGUGUAUCUUUGAUGAGCAAAACUUGAAGCUUUUAGAGACACAGAGAGAGAGAGUUUCAGUUUGGAAACUGGAAGUGAUGAAAACCUUGACGAGUUCUUGCUCCAAGGCAAUCAUUGACAAGCAUAGAGAUAAAGGGUUGUCUUGUUUUAAUGAUCUUUCUCUUAACAGAGCUGAAGUAUGCUUGUUCCCUUCCAAAAAGCUUGUGAGAAUCCGGCUCUUGCAUUUGCCUUCUGUGCAACACAGGCGCCUGCAGCCUGUUUUGUCAUCUUCUUCCUUGUCACCAGACUCACAGGUGGACUUUGGGACAGCAGAAACUCAACCUGCAGAAGACAAUCCAUCAAAGACUGUUCAUGUCAAAUUCCAGUUACAGAAAGAGUGCUCCUUUGGGGAGCAUUUUCUCAUUGUAGGGGAUCAUCCUAUGUUAGGCAUAUGGGAUCCUGAGAGUGCUAUUCCACUGAAUUGGUCAGAAGGACAUGUUUGGACAGUAGAGCUGGACAUACCUGUUGGAAAAUCAAUCCAGUACAAAUUCGUUCUGCAAACAAGCACUGGGAACCUUUUGUGGCAACCUGGCCCUGAUCGGAUAUUUAAAUCCUGUGAAACUGAGAAUACAAUCAUCGUUAGUGAAGACUGGGAAGAAGCUGAAUAUCAGAAAUUAAUUGAGGAAGAACCAUCAGCUAAUCAAGAUGGACCUGUUCUUGAUUCAGAGGUGGCAAUUGUUGCAGAGAACUUGACAGCUCCAAAGGAGGAAUUAGUUUCUGACAUGGAGCUGGUAUCAGAAACUGAUAGUAUCACCAAUCUAGAAAAGGAGCCAUUACAAGCAUUUUCAGAAGAACUAACCACUAGCAGUGGUGCUUCUUCACUAGAGACGCCCUUGGCCAUUGUUGCGGAGAAUAUUAGUUACCGAACUGAAAACUUCGUAGCAAAUGUACAUAAUGUAGCGUUCGGUGUGAAGAGGACUAACUACCCCAAUGAUGAAGCUUUGGCUACUUCAAAUAAGAAUCCUUUGGUAGCAGAGGACCUUGGAAAUAUCGGCAGAGUAGAAACAGUCCAGAACCCAGCAACUGCAGAUGUUGAGGGAAAUCUGGUUGUACAUGAAGGUAGUCCUGUUCUGGUACCUGGCUUGACUCUGUUAGAUACAGUGUCAACUGAAGAAGCAAUUUUGGAUGAAGAUGAGAAGAAUAGUACUACUGAGGCAUCAAUUGAAGUUAAUGAAGCUAAUUAUCAGAAAAUGCCAGAGUUAGGUGAGAAGCAAGAACCUGAAGGUGAACCACAGGAAGAAAAACCAACUGCAGUGUCCAAGGAUGAGGAGGAACCUACUGCAGUGUCCAAGGAUGAGGAGGAACAGCUUGAUAACCGACACAUUCAGAGCCCCCAACUAGCCAGAGAACAGUCUGAUCCAGAUACUUUUCAAAAUAUGGCUUGAGAUACCAAAUCAAUCUCGUUCUAUCUCUGCUAUCAUAUGAAGAACAUAGCAUCAUUCUGUUUUUUAACCUUAUUGCGGUAGGUAACCUCGAGACAAGAGAAUCAAAGAAGGCGUACGUCAAGGAGUACCUGAAUUCCCUGCAUCUCCAUGUCCAGCUACUGAGAGACAAUCUGUUCAAAACCCAAGCUAGAUUCCUACUUGGGAAGGCAAAUUUCACAUCCUUCAAAGUCCAUACGUUUUUGGUUGACUACUCCACCAUAUGCUUAAACCCAAGCAUUACAGUAAGCAACAACUCUCAGAAUCUAGUAUUCUUGUUUAAUAAUAUAGUAUUAAUCUUACAAAUGGUUUCCAGAAAAAGUAUUAUUGCAAUGGAAGAUCCUUUAAUGACCCUUUUUUCUGUAUCAUUUUGUUAUAAUGAAAAUAUCUGUUCUUUGUUUAAUAGUCAAUUGACAAACUGGAGAUUUGAUGCCUGCAACAGGAUGAGAACUGGCCCAAUUUUUCACCAACAAACCAAGUUAAUAUCUUCAACUGAUUUUUUACACAAUCUGACUUGCUCAAUCAGUUGAACAUUUUGCUUAAAGUUAUUACUCUAUAUGGUUGGAUUCCUAUUUAGCACCAAAAUGCCUCAUUUUAUCACAAAAGACAAUGAAUUUCUAAGAAAAAUUCAUAAGAAAUUUGCUGCCUGACCAAAAAGAUUCCUAAGUUCUGCAACAUGAUUUUGGAGUAGGUACAUUUCUGCACAAAUAUUGUUGGAGAACAAGAGAUGCAGUGUCAAGUAA